AUGAAUUUAUCGAAUGAAGAUCGGGAUAGCGAACACAGCGAGGACGAUACGACUACAUUUGAAGUUGAUCAUACCGAUUAUUUUACCACUACUCAGUUGUUUGACUCAAAGGAUGAGGUAGUGGUUUGGGUGAGGUUCGUUGCAAGAGGUCUUUUUGUGAAAAUAGUAAAAAGAAGCAGUCCUAAAAAAAAGAUUUUUUUGACUUGUGACCUAUUCGGGGAAAAACGAGAAUGUCCAUCAACUAAUCCAGAAGCGCGCCCGAGAAGGACCGGUAGCAAAAAGAUAGGCUGUGGUUUUUAUAUUGUCGGAGAGCUACGAUGGGAUGAUAAAUGGGAGGUCAGAGUAAUAUACGGGAAGCAUAAUCAUGUUCCGAUAUACAAGUCCGGGCAUGGGAUGAGUGCAUUGUCUCAGGAGGAGGCGAAGAUCAUUAGUGAUCUGUCACAAAGUCAUGUGCCGCCCAAGAAGAUUUUGGCUAACUUGAGACAAAAUGGUUUGGGCCUCGAUGCUUAUUCAAAACAAAUAUACAAUCAGAAGGCGAAAUUGAAAAGACUAUCUAGGGGUGACCGUACAGUGAUGCAACAUUUGAUUGGGUUGCUUGAGGAGCAUAACUAUUACAAGUGGUUCCGCACUGAUGAAACUACACAUGCAGUUACUGAUUUGAUGUGGGCUCACCCUCAAUCUGUGGAAUUGUUAAGUAAGUUUCCGUACGUAUUACUACUUGACAGUACUUACAAAACAAAUCAGUACAAAUUGCCUUUGUUGGAGAUUGUUGGUGUUACUCCUGUCGGGAAAAAUUUUACUGUUGCAGUCGCAUUUUUGCGCCAUGAAAAUGAAGACCAUUACACAUGGGUGUUGCAAAAGCUGAAGAGACUUUUCCCCCCUCAGACUCUACCUAGUGCCAUCGUGACGGAUCGAGAGUUAGGGCUCAUAAAGGCGCUAGAGAAUGUAUUUCCGACCGUACCUCAUCUCUUAUGUCUUUGGCACAUUAACAUGAAUGUGGGGCGUCGUGCUUCAAGAUGUCUCGGCAAUAGUAGGCGUCGCGGCACGGCUUUUGUAGUUGGCGUGUGGCAACCUUUGGUGGUGAUGGCAGAUGGCAAAGUUCAACUACAAGAGGAGAAAAAUUCAUAA
This is a messenger RNA of Erythranthe guttata (spotted monkey flower), 1128 nucleotides long. The record is from RefSeq and is a predicted model, not a curated record. Lineage: Eukaryota; Viridiplantae; Streptophyta; Magnoliopsida; Lamiales; Phrymaceae.